Molecule: messenger RNA, 636 nt
Organism: Homarus americanus (American lobster)
Lineage: Eukaryota; Metazoa; Arthropoda; Malacostraca; Decapoda; Nephropidae
Product: flocculation protein FLO11-like
Exons: 2
Coding region: 1-636 (211 amino acids)
Source: RefSeq, a predicted model, not a curated record
AUGUCAGCUUCCGCAUCAUCACUCCCAAACUCUUCCACACCUCUGUUGGCUCUCCUUCCAUCUCCCCUUCGUCACUUCUCCUCACAGCUAAUACAGGUUCUGGCUCUGUUUCCAGGCCACCUUGCAGCCAUAACUCAAGCAAUAUUUCCAAUAUGCUUCCAGAUCAAAUUUCCAGCACCUGAUUCCAGUCCACGCUCCAGCAACUGCCUCCAGCCCACGUUCCAGCACCUGCCUACAGCCCACGUUCCAGGACUUGCCUCCAGCUCACGUUCCAGGACUUGCCUCCAGCCCACGUUCCAGCACCUGCCUCCAGCCCACGUUCCAGCACCUGUCACCAUUCCACGUUCCAGCACCUGUCACCAUUCCACGUUUCAGCACCUGUCACCAUUCCACGUUUCAGCACCUGUCACCACUCCACGUUUCAGCACCUGUCGCAUUCCACGUUCCGCUGUCGCAUUCCCGUUCCAGCACCUGUCACCAUUCCACGUUCCAGCACCUGUCACCAUUCCACGUUCCAGCACCUGUCACCAUUCCACGUUCCAGCACCUGUCACCAUUCCACGUUUCAGCACCUGUCACCACUCCACGUUUCAGCACCUGUCACAGCCCAUCUUCCAUCACUUCUCCUUCCAUUUAG